This is a messenger RNA of Sciurus carolinensis (gray squirrel), 3159 nucleotides long. It is a transcript of the gene Tmie, whose product is annotated as transmembrane inner ear. The transcript has 5 exons. The coding region runs from base 2448 to 2912 and encodes 154 amino acids. The record is from RefSeq and is a predicted model, not a curated record. NCBI's taxonomy places the organism in Eukaryota, Metazoa, Chordata, Mammalia, Rodentia, Sciuridae.
CCGGCGUCCCAACGACCGGCGCCCGGGGUCUCUCCCUGCUCUCGCUCUGGUGACCGCCGGGCUCGGAAGGCUUCCCCGAUGCGGCGCCGACUGAGGUGGCGCUCAGCUCUGGCCCUCGCGCCCGCCCUGCUCGCACCCCACGUCCACACCCUGGCCCGCCUCUCCCGCCUCGCCUCGCCUCGCCUCCCCGAGAAGCUCCGAGGGCGGCCGGCAGAGUUCCGGAGGUGGCAACGGAUUCCUCGCCCACCGAUUCUGGUUCUCUGCGUCCCGUUUACAGCCCAGUGACCUUGUUGACACGCUCUGAGUCCCCAGGGCCGCCCCAAAAGGAACACUGGGUGGAUUCGUGAAACUGCGCCAAGGGAAGGGUCAACCGAGAUGGUCCCGCGGCACCCUGGGCUACUCCGGUCUGAGACCUUGGGGAAGGUCCCCUGCCCCCACUCCGGUACAGCUGGAAGCUGGCCCGCCGUUUCCUGCGCCAAGGCCUGUGACCUUGGAAAGUGUGAGGGAAGACUAGUCCCAGACCGAUCUCCCUGGAGGAGGAGGACGGUGGUUCAAACCUGCAAAGAGAAUUCUGUCUGCUGCCUGGUCCCCCUCUGGCUUCGGUGAUGGUGGAGCUCCACAGGCCCUGCAGAGAAGUGGAACCUACAAGGAACAGUGCCAUCUCUGGGUACAACAGGAUCACACAUGAUUGUAUUCCUGUCCGGAUUUCUUCACUGGCUUGCCCUACUUCUUGAUGGACAGAAAGACAGAAUUUUACAGAAAACUGUAACAUCCCUUGCUGAGCUACAAAUGCAAAUAGGAGCCCUGUAAACUGCAGAGGGCUAUGUGCCCCAUCACGGAGAGUAUAUUCAGGAGUUCAUGUCAUCCUCACAUUAGCCCUGUGAUGGGUCUUGCCCUCUGCAUUUCAGAGAUCAGGAAACAGAGGCAGAGAAGAGGAAUGGUUUGCCCAGUGCCACAGGCAGGUUCCCUUGGUCCCAGCCUAAUUCAGCCUCUCUGAACCCAUGCCUCAAGGGUGAUCGCCAUGGCUGACUUCCCCUAGCCUGGCCUGGAGCUGAUGGCCUGAAGAAGUGGGGGCCAAAGAGCUGUCACCAGUAAUUUGGGUUUCAAAGAAUUCCUAUUUGUUUUGGCCAGGGUUUGCCUGAUUUGGGUGGAGUAGCCCAGCCCACCCUGUCCCCAGAAUUUUCACCAACUGUUAAGGGUCUCCUCAGUGGGUCCCUGGUCCACUUUCCUGCCUGCCCUGUCAUCUACAACUCCUGAUAUGCAGGUGUCUGCUACUGACCCUCUGCAACCUGACUUGAUCCUUGCCCAUCGAUGGCACCCCCAGACUGGAGCCCCAAGAGGCUCUGGGUCCAGAGUCCCCAGCUGUGAUGGCAAGGCCUUGCUGAGGGGAACUAGCCCCCUCCCCCACCCUGGCCUGGGCAGGUCUAUACUGGUGUCCUUGGUGAUAAGAGACCUGGGCUGCUUCUCCUAGCACUAAGCAGGCAGGAGAUAAAUAGUAAUGGAAAGAAGGAGGAAGGGUGAGGAGGAGUCUCCCCACUCCAGACCUCCCUACUUCUCUCCCCCAGGACUCCACAGCUCCUCAGAACCUCCCUCUACUGCUGAGUUGUCAGAGCUCAGUGUGGGAUCAGGACCAGAGUGCAGUGUGGGCCAACUUCAGUGGGAGGUCAGGGUCAAGGUUUAAAGUCAGAGUCAAGGAUCUGGCUGGGGCAGAAGUAAGUCAGCCAGGGUUAGACAAUGACCCUCCAGCCCUUCCAGGGACAGCCCACCCUACCUUGGGGGGUAUAAGAUACUGGUUCCUUCAGGAACCUUCCAUAACACCAGCAGCUGGUGGCUCUAAGCAUGCCAUCCCCCCUCUCCAGCUCUGGUGUCCAGGGUGACCAGAGCUGCCUCUGGGCAGGAAGCCAGCCCAGAAAGCCCAGGACAUCCCUGAGCGCCUGUCACCAUGGCAACAUGCCCACUAUGCCCCCCCAACCCAAGUCCUGUAUGUUUUUUUUCAAAUCAAGAACGUCAGGAAAGGAAGGGCCUAAUAGAUCAGCAGAUUCCUGUCCCUCCCUUUGUCCCAGAUGGAGAAACUGAGGCCAAAUGGAAAAGGGAGGGGACACCUGUUGAUUAAGGACCCGUCCCCAGACUGCCCUCCUCCCUCUCCCCACCCCCACCACCUCAGGGUCGGGUUGUGGGGUCUGGAGUCCGGUCUCCCAGGAGGCGGCAAGGUCGGGGGAGCGGGUUCUCCCCUCCUUCCUCUCUGCUUUCCUCUCCCCUCCCCUCCACAAUGACGGUGCGGGCUGCCUCCCAGGAACCUGACGCCGACGAUGAAUAAAUGAUGUCUGCCAGUGGCCAGAGCUCACUGCCACGGUCCCCAAGCGCCGACUGGCCGGGGGCGGUCACCGGGCACCUCCGCGCUGCCACUCGCUCCCGGAUCUGCAGCGGAGCGCGCGCGGCGGGAGGAGAUGGCGGGGCGGCGGCGGGGCGCGGGGCCCCUCUGGGCGCUGGGCGGUGCCGCACUGGGCUUUUGCCUCGCGGGGGUCGCCGGGCAGCUGGUGGAGCCCAGCACAGCCCCACCCAAACCCAAGCCACCUCCACUGACCAAGGAGACGGUGGUGUUCUGGGACAUGCGCCUGUGGCACGUAGUGGGCAUCUUUUCACUCUUCGUACUGUGCAUCAUUAUCACCCUGUGCUGCGUCUUCAAUUGCCGUGUACCACGGACCCGGAAGGAGAUUGAAGCCCGGUACCUGCAGCGAAAGGCAGCCAAGAUGUACACAGACAAGCUGGAGACCGUGCCGCCCCUCAAUGAGCUCACAGAAAUCCCCGGAGAGGAGAAGAAGAAGAAGAAGAAGGACAGUGUGGACACAGUGGCCAUCAAGGUAGAAGAGGAUGAGAAGAAAGAGGCCAAGAAGAAGAAAGGAGAGAAAUGAGGAGGGGGUCCUGGCAGAGGCCACUGCGGCUGCAGCCCUGGAGCUCAUGCCCAGGUCAGGACCGAGGCAUCUUAAACUUGGAGCUCAGCAUGGACCACAGAGUCUGUGAUCAGAUGGGGAAGCUGAGGUCAGAGCCACAUUUUCAUGGCCCAACAGGGGCAGGGACAAGACUACACAGGUGUUGGGACUCCCAUCCUGGAGUCCACUCCUUCCCCCCAUCCAUGUGGGCACUUUCAGUGGGCCACUG